Stegastes partitus (bicolor damselfish) is the source of this 2803-nucleotide messenger RNA. It is a transcript of the gene ccdc120a, whose product is annotated as coiled-coil domain containing 120a. The transcript is spliced from 11 exons. The record is from RefSeq and is a predicted model, not a curated record. NCBI's taxonomy places the organism in Eukaryota, Metazoa, Chordata, Actinopteri, Pomacentridae. Bases 359 to 2278 code for a protein of 639 amino acids.
CGCGUCUGCUCCGGUUCGGCUCCUGUUCUGCUCCGGUUCGGCUCCUGAUGUGUCCGAGGAACAGCUGUGUUCUGAUGGUUCUCAGGUAUCUGUGCUCUCUGAACUGGACCGCUUCGCUGCGUUCAGUAGAACUCAGAGGAGAAUUUUUAUUUUUUUCAUCAAGACCAACAGAUAUUUUUGUGGACAGAACAAAACGCAGAACCUCAGGUAAAGAUGAAGAAGAGCAGAAACUUGAUGAGUCAGCAGCUCUGAGCACAGUUCAGCUCCCUCUACAGGCCGGUCUGGGAACUGCAGCUCCAGCUAACAGCUAAUGUAGAGCUCAGCGAGGCGGUCCUGAGGUCGGUGUUCAGGCUGCUGGAUGGCCACAGGAGUCAACUACUGGAGCUCUUAUGAACCCAGUUACAAGGUGAGUCACAGUGUGUGGGGAGGUGAACAGGAGUCAAGCAGCGAGGACGGAGGUGGAGGGGUCACAUGGGAAACACAAGCCAUGGAGGUCAAAGGUCAACUCAUCUCACCUGACCCUCUCACCUGUCCAGACAGGAAGCAGAGGGAGCGAAUUGUGGAGCUGCAGGAGAGGAGACGGAGUCUGCAGGCACUGCUGAGCACGCGAUUGGCUGAGCUGAGGCGCAUCUGCCUGCAGGAGGCGGAGCUGACAGGUGCAGUGCCCAGUGAGUUCCCCCUGGAGGCAGGAGAGAAGCUCCCCUGUGUACGACGAAGAGGUGGUACGUCCCGCCAUGGAACCAGGAAGUGCCGAGUGGAGGAUGAAGACUCUCAGCGGUCCAAGUUGAAGAAAACUUUAUUCAGCGGCGCUCUGAGAAAACACAACGACUCAGAACACAACACACACAACCAGACACACACACACCACGGCAAGAGGACUGUACACAGAGGCUGCCACACAGAUGACACCGUGCGGUCAGAGAGCAGCUCGACAUCGGACUCAACAGGACACGACAACGGUAACACACCUGCAUGUGUUCUGCCUCUGUGGCAACAAAAAGCUACACAGUUUAACGGUGGUUCCGACCCGACCUCACAGUUCUGUUGUGACUGGGUUCAGCUGUUCCUGGUGUUGCUGCAGCUCCCUCUGCUGGCUGGACCUUUCUUCUGGGUUCCAGCUGCCUGGUAUGAAGCCGUGGCUCAGUGUCGCCCCCCGCUGGUCUCUACCGGCUCUCCGGUGGAGGUUUUCUACCAGAACAGAACCAGGAGGAACUCAGUGCACAUCAGGACGGAGCAUCCGGAGACUCUGCAGACCCAUAAGCCCCUCCCCCUGCCUCCCCUCCCCCCUCCCCCCCCCCCCCCACGCUCUCAGGACUCCUCCUCCUCGUCCGGACCCUCCGACCCCGGAGCAGGAUUGGAGGGCGGAGUCAGGGUGAACACCGCCCGCCGCAGUAACAGCUCCGACGGCCUCCUGGACCGCAUCGCCCCCCCGGAGGAGGAGGUGGGGGCGCAGCAGGGGGGAUUGUGGGUCAACGGUGUUCCCGGGUCCAGGGGGGUGGGGCGUGGGAAAGGACGAGGAGGGACAGGCUACAGCGACGUCCUAUUGGACUACGUCUGGGGGAAACAGCAGCAGCUGCAGCGGCAGCAGUCACACGCCAGCAGGCAGCCAAUCACGUCGCAGCACCAGCUACUCUACAAUGGACACUCCUCCCAGCAGGGAGCCCCGCCCACCUACCGCAGUCACCACGGCGACCAGCGGCGAGUCACGGUGACUCGCACAAAAUCCUGCGGCCCGUUCCUCCCGGCGCAGCAGACCGAUACCCACAAUCCCCCUCUGCCUGCCAUCCAGCCCGACCCCCACCCCCACCUGCUGCCCCCCCGCCCCCCCCAGCUGCCCCCCACCCAGGACUCCCAGCUGGAGGAGGCCACUCGGAGCCUGCACAAGGCGCUCGCACUGGAAGGUCUGAGGGACUGGUACCUGAGGAACACUGUAGGCUCCUCCCACCAGACCCAGGCCAACGGUAAAGUCUCCGCUGGAGCCACCACCAAGGCCAGUGGAGGGGCCAAAGGUCAGAGCGGAGGAGGCGGGGCUCUGCAGCGCAGACGGACGACUCACAGUGUUAUCCAGCAGUCCACCUAUCAGAUGGAGACGAGCCACCAUCACGCCGCAAAGCAUCACAAACAGACGCUACCGCAGUCAGCCACAUUCCACGGCCACCCGCUGCACGGCAGGUCUGUGGAUAGCUCGCUCUACCACGACGCGUUCCCGCCUCAGAAACAGGAAGUUCCUCUCAGAGAGCCCGCGGCAGACCAGCCGUCUCCCGGGACUCUGGUCUGACUACCAACCAAUCAGGAUGCUGAGAGGCAGACGAACGAACCAAUCAGCCACCUGCAGGACUGAAAUAAAACAGCACAAGCCUCAUCCGAAACCCCGCCCACUGUGAAGUCACACAGGCAGAGAUGAUGCCACUGUUCUUGUGGACCUCAGGGCGGAGUCUCGGGAUGAAACACCAGGUGUGACUCACCUGGAACCCAGCAGGUGGACGAACUUCAUAUCAGGGACUUUAGUCAGCAGAACUGUAAAGUCAGGAGUCGAUGUUCUGCAGCCAAAGACUCACUGGAACCUGCCGGAGUUAAACAGCUUGCAUUGCUGGAGCUUACAGGGUGUGGUGAAACCUGAGGUCCUCGGCCCAAAACAGGUUCCCUCAUUCGCUGACUCAUCCAACAACCUACGAUUUGCAGCUCCGACCACCAAAAACAAUCAGCGAGUCCUCACAGUGUGACGCUGUGAUGCCUCACAAGCACAGACCAGCCAAUCAGAACACAGCUACAGACCAGCCAAUCAGAACACAGCUACAAACCA